This is a messenger RNA of Monomorium pharaonis (pharaoh ant), 5671 nucleotides long. Its product is annotated as zinc finger protein 91. NCBI's taxonomy places the organism in Eukaryota, Metazoa, Arthropoda, Insecta, Hymenoptera, Formicidae. Gene Ontology annotation, molecular function: RNA polymerase II cis-regulatory region sequence-specific DNA binding; DNA-binding transcription factor activity, RNA polymerase II-specific. The record is from RefSeq and is a predicted model, not a curated record. The coding region runs from base 817 to 3708 and encodes 963 amino acids. The transcript has 3 exons.
GUAUCUAGCCCUACUCACUGGAUCAUCUCUAUAAAAGCCGUUGGCUAGCCAAAAUAAAACGAGCUUUGAGCCGUUGUGUGGGGCAUGUAGAUAAAAGUGGACUCGUCCAGACUUGGUUGGGAACGUUUCGUGUUCGCGUCUCUCCGAUCAUCUUUCACUUCCACAUUCUUUAAACAUUGGUUCUUCAAGCGAUUGUCACUUGGCCACGCAUCAUCUUUGUCUUUGAACUUAUUGUGCGCAUGAGUCUACUGAAAAGGGAACGAAUACCGACGCCACGCGACAGUCCACUCGGGAUCUGGUGGCGAAGUCGGAUCACGUUAUACAACGUGCGUGCGGAAUCGACCGUGGGCUGAUCGAAGUUUCAGGUGUACGGCGAAUGAAAGUACGAACGAAGCGGACAGUCCCAGUGAGCAUCGGUGCCCAAAGGGCCAGUACCGCGUAUCCAGCCCUGCUCAGCCCUGCCAUCAGUUUCAACAGUGGUCGAGUUGGGUCGUAUUGAAGAGCACAAACGCGUCCCUCUCCUUUCCAAAAAGGAUAGGAAAAGACGCAUGUACGAGGAAAGGACGGUAGAGGAUCAUACCGUGGCGGAAGGAGAGGGACUAUCACCGUAGCGACUGUGCUGUGCUGAGUGGCGUAGAGAAAGAGGCAUUCAGUAGGGUCUAAGACGUUUACCGAUAUUCGCCCAGCCAGUCCAGCCACUGGCAGCCAGUGGCCGCCGGUGGUCAGCAACGGUUCAUCAAGCAGCAACAGCAGCACUGCCAACUCGAUUCGGAGGGGAUUCAAACACGAUCUGUCUCCCUCGCACCCUGUGCCGGGAUGGCCGACGAUACCGCGAUCGUCCGUACAGAUGAGGAUAACGCGGCGGCACUGAUAUCGUCUACGGACCCUACCGAAUUCAUCCAGAUCGAGUGCAAGUUAGAACCGGACACUGGUUUAACCAAUUCUACUGAGGACCUAUCGGCGUUUGUUGACGAAUCUUCAGCAUUACAUAUACCAGUAUCACUACCUACGAUAAAGCAUCCAGUUGUUUUAUUGGAGAGAUGCGAUAAAAUUUGGGAAACACUAAAAUUGAUAAAGACACAGCCAAUUGAAGAAAAUACUAACUGUGAAGAAGCACUAACUGAUGAUUGUAAUAAAAAUGAAGAUAAGAUGAAAGAGAAACAAACGCAGUAUUCAAAUGAGGUUAAACAAUCUACAUCAUAUGUCCGGAGUCAACCUAAAUUGAAAAGUGAGACCAUAGCGCCUUUUAAGUUUUCUGUCCAAAGGACAAAGAAAUUAUAUCCUUGCGUUACCUGUGGCAAGCAAUAUUUGGAAAGACGAUCCUUGAGGAAGCAUUCAGAAAGAGUACAUGGAGUCAUUAUGCCUCUGCUCAAACGUAAACGGAAACGUAAUGCCUUAAAGAAGAAUUUCAAUGAAGCCAAUCCAGUUGCUUCAACGAGCAAUGAGAAUAAAAAUUCUGAAAAAUUUCACAAUAACAGGGAUUUACUUGAAGAGACUAAGAUCAGACUUACUGAAAUUGCUGUUUCACCACCUAAUACAUUAAAAUUGGUCAAUUGUAAUUUAUGCCAGGGGAAAGUACUGUCUUUAAGAAAACAUUUAAUUAAUUAUCAUAAAAUUGGAGGUUCUUCGAGUAUGAUGGAUCAGUUAGAAUCAUCAUUAUUAAGUGAGACUACAUCACCUCCAGAUGAGAAAACCAUAAAUAAAUUACAUGAAGAUGGAUUUCGCAUAAUGGAUAAUGAAAAUGAUAUUCAUAGAACGUCACAAGUCAAGAGAAAGUACACCUCAUCUUAUGCAAAUACUAGGAAAAAAUUCAAGCGGAAUAAUGAACGCUAUGCGCUUGUUCAAAAUCCGCCCACUGUUGCACAGAGACAAAUAUUUAAAGCACGUUCAUACAAAUGUGACAUUUGCUUGGGAAUAUAUUCAUCCAGUCAUAGUUUGUACAAACAUAAACGCAUUCAUACUUUACGUGGAGAAACUAGGGAUAACUUUCAUAAAUUCAAAUGUAGAUAUUUCAAUUCACCAUUUAACAAAAAAUAUAAAUUAUUACAGUCUUCUGUGAAGUCGGCUAAUAAUAUUGUACGGAAUACUGGCAAGAGGAUAAACCAAAAAGGUUCAAUGCAAUUAAGAAAGAAUUCAAAGCGCAAUACAUUGGUCAAUGAAAACAGUCAAACUUCGCAGAAUAGUCGAGCAGCCCGAUACAUUGAACGGACGAAUAAAAUUAAUAAAACUAUUUGUAUAUGUGGAAGAUUAUUUCGGAAUCCGCACACCUUGUUUAUUCAUAAAAAGAAUUGUGAAUUAUGUCAAAUUACAGAUAACACAACACAAAGCUCUCGGGUCAGCAGUGAUAGAGACUCUGGUAUUGGUAUUAACAUAACGAUUAAAAAACGAAACGACUCCUAUGAGAUUGUUGGUAAAGAUGACGAAGAUAACCCUGUAAAAUCUGAAACCUAUUUCAAAGAAAACAUUUUGGCCAUGUCUCAUACAUCUAAUACCAAAGAUUCGACUAAAGCGUCUACUAAACAGAAAGCAUCUACUAAACUAGAUGCAUCUAAAUAUAGUAUAAAUCAUAGCAUUUUGAAAUUGCAAGAUACAGACGAAGAUGUGAUUAUUGAUAUAGAAGAUGAUACACAAAAUGAAAAUAAUACAACAAAGCAGAAAAUUAUGAAGAAGGAUGACAAACGGGAUUUGUUAAUGGUGCAAAAUUAUGCAAAGGAUGGAAAAACUGAAAAAGUUUUCGAUAAGGUUUCUACAUUGAAACAAAUGUGUCAAGAGGUUCUCGACGUUUUGGAGAUGCGUAAAUCCGGAAAUAUAGAAAAUAAAAAUAAAAAAUAUAGCCAAAUUAAAGAUCAAGAAACUUGCAAGGAAAAUAGACAGGUUAAAAACCAAGAAAUACAUCAAGAAUACAAGCGGGAAUUACGAUCUACGAAUAAACGAUAUCGAUAUUCUGAAGCGGAGUUGGAUCAUUUUUAUGAUGAAACGAAGGUCUGUAUGGCACAAUUUGAUCCACUGAUGUGUGCAUACUGUGAGGAAAGGUAUAAUACGAUUAAAACAUACGAUAAUCAUCAAUGUACUGUUAAGGAAGGUAGAUCAUUCGAUGAAUUUUCGCUACACUUGCGAUGUUUCUGUUGUAAAGAAGUACUAAAUAGUUAUACUGAAUUUGAUAGGCAUGUGAGAAUCAAACAUUAUGAUCGCGCGUAUCAUUGUUAUCAAUGCCCUGAACGAUUUACAAGUGAUAAAGCACGAUUAAAUCAUUUUCACUCGGAACACAAUGAUUUGAUUUGUAGAUUUUGUAAUAAAAAAAUUUCUAUUUCAGUAAAGGUUUUACACGAAGGUUAUCAUUUAGGUUUUGGUUAUCCUUGUCAUAAAUGUAAAAAGGCUUAUAUUAAUAGUAAGAAUCUUUCUUAUCACAAGUACACAAUACACGCGAACGGGGCUGAUAACUUAACGACUUGUUCUGUAUGUUUGAAGCUGGUAAAAUUUAAAACUAUUCGUCGUCAUAUGGCUACGCAUAAGCAUAAUUCUUGUUAUUUUUGUGGCAAAAUGUUUACUGAUAGAGUAGGUCUAGAAUAUCACACCAUGCUACAGCAUGGUACAAAUUCUAAGUUAAAGUGUAAUCUCUGUGGUACGCGGUUUUAUACUAAGAAACAGCUUGAGAAACACGAGAAGGUAGACGGAUGUAACAAUGGCGAACAAAAGAAAUUGCAAUAGAAUGAUCAUUAAGAAUAUUUUAUUGGAAUGAUAUAUAUGAAUGAUACAAUCGAAUAAGUGUGAGGUACAAGUAACUCUUUGGUGCCACAAUAUUUUCAAUUCUAUUUCGAUAUGUAAAAAAUGCAUUUAUGCGUUAAUAUUAUUUAGAUAUUAGAUACACAAUAAAUACACAACAUAGAUACACAAUCAAAGGAGUACAUGUGAGGAUCAUACAAAAAUUAACUUUUUUUCGCUCAAUUUUAUCUGAUGAAUUCGAAAAUUAUAAUGUCAAAAUAGUCUUAGUAUCCAGAAAAAAUUUUAAGAUCAAAGUAUUUUAAACAGAAAAAAGUUAUUUUUGUUAUUUUAUCGAGCUAAGUCUAUAAAUUUUUUUUAAUCUGUUUUUAUUCAAUCAUGACUCUUGCAGAGUCUCGUAGAAUAAAUAAAAUUUUGUAAUACAAACUCUUAUAAAAUAUUUAUGAAGAAUAAUAUGUAUAUACUGAAUUGAUAGAAUAUAAAAAUGAAUAUCUUUUAUUAUCCUUUUUUUAACAGAGACUAGGCAUUGACAGCUAAUUCAUUAUAUAUAUGUUUUACACAUUUUUUUAUGUUUUGAUGUAAUUUAAUUCCCAUUCUUUUUCAUCAAGGCCUAUAAUGGCUGAAGUACUUUAACCUAUGUAUAUAUUUACAAUUAUAUAUCUAACACUAUAAUACUGUACAUAUGUAAUAAAAACAGAUUGAGAUAAAUUCACAGACAUGGCUCAACAAACUGAUCAGUUUAACCGCCAUUUUUUUUCUGUUUAAAAUGCGUCCAAAAAUUUUUUUCUGGAUAUUAAGACUAUUUUAACUAUCAUUUUCAAAUUCAACAAGUAAAAUGAACUGAAAACAAGUAAAAUCUAAUGAUUUUUGUGUGUUUUUCAAAUCGCUUAAAAUGUAUAUACUCCUUUAUAUUUUGUUACACAACUGACAUCAAUGUAAAAUGGCAAAGUUUUGCGUUAUCAGUAAAUCUAAGAUAUAGGUGAUAUUUUUGCUUGUAUUUCAUCGCGCGGCCAAUUAUAUAAUUUUCUGAACAAUAAAUUUUUUCAGCAUUUUUAGUUUGUAUAAUGCUAAUGUCUUGUAAAUUCUGUAAACUAAAUCUUAUAUUUUUAUUUUAUGAACAAAUUUGUGCAUUCAACAUUUCUCUAAAAUUUGUCAAUUGCAAUUUUGUGGGACAUUAGAAAUACACAAACUCUGCUAUUAUCUGGAUUAAAAUUUAUUUGUAAUUAUUAAUUUGUAACUUGUAAUAUCUUACAUAACUGUAUACACAUAGGAGUGCGAGACUCCUUUUGUAAAUGAUGUAUUAUUAAGAAAUGAUAGCAAAUAUUAACAUUAUUUGUAACAAUUGUGACAUAUUAAUAUUAAAAUAACUUUUUUAUUUGUAACUUAGAAAUAACAGAAAAAAAUGUUAACAUAUUUAACUGCAUUUAAUUGCAAAGAGAAAUGUUUUGAAAAUACAUUAUCUGUAGUACAUCAUUUAUUUUUAAAGUUGUCUUUUGACGAAAGCUCUAAUAAACCAAAGCUUUAUAAUCUGUGUAUGUAAGAUAUAUUAUUCUUUAAAACUAUAACUGAAUUUUAUUUCGAACUAUUUGUGAUAUAAUUAAUAGCGAUAUUAUAAUUUUAUAGCGUUCCUUCUUAAUUAAAAAAAAUUGUUUUGUCUUCAGCUUCUUUAAAAUAUGUAUUUUACGUAAGGUAUAGGUAAUUUUUUAUUGGCUAAUAUCAGUUUUAGAUUCGCAGAAAUUUAUGUAUGUUAUAAAGAAGAGCAAAAGUAUCACAUUUGAAAAAGUUGUGUUGAAAUCAAUUGUCAAUAAUAAUAAAAUUGUUUGCAAAUUUGUACAUAUUGCAAUAUUUGUACAGUAUAUAUCCCUCUAAAUAUAGUUAUAAAUGUUAAAUUUAGCAAAUAAGAAAUAAGAGUUUCAUAUUUGAAACUAUUAAUAAAACGUUUUAUAAUUAA